Messenger RNA from Zonotrichia albicollis (white-throated sparrow), 1754 nucleotides. Lineage: Eukaryota; Metazoa; Chordata; Aves; Passeriformes; Passerellidae. The record is from RefSeq and is a predicted model, not a curated record.
GGCUGAGAGAACAGAGGUGCUCAGUGAAGACCUGUUGCAGAUCGAGAGGCGGCUGGACGCCGUGAGGUCCGUGUGCCACCUGGCCCAGAAGAGGCUGAUUGCCUGUCUGCAGGGCCAGCAUGGCACUGACCCCGACAAGAGACACAAGAAGCUUCCUCUCACAGCCCUGGCUCAGAACAUGCAGGAGGGCUCCAUCCAGCUGAGUGAUGAAACUCUGCUGGGGAAAAUGCUGGAUACCUGUGGGGAUGCAGAGAAUAAACUGGCAAUGGAGCUCUCCCAGCAUGAAGUACAGAUUGAGAGAGAAGUCAUAGACCCACUGUGCCUGCUGACAGAGACAGAGAUCCCAAACAUUCAGAAGCAGAGGAAGCAGCUUGCAAAGCUGGUGCUGGACUGGGAUUCUGCAAGGGGAAGAUACAACCAAGCCCACAAGACUUCAGGAACAAAUUUCCAAGUGCAUCCCUCAAAAAUAGAAUCUCUUAAGGAAGAGAUGGAUGAAGCUGGGAAUAAAGUAGAGCAAUGCAAGGACCAGCUGGCUGCAGACAUGUACAGCUUUGUGUCCAAGGAGGGGGAGUACGCCCGCUGCUUUGUCACGUUAUUAGAAGCACAAGCAGAUUACCAUAGAAAAGCAUUAGCAGUCAUAGAAAAGGUCCUCCCCGAAAUUCAAGCCCAUCAAGACAAAUGGACUGAAAAGCCAGCCUUUGGAACCCCCCUGGAAGAGCACCUGAAGCGCAGCGGGCGGGAAAUCGCAGUGCCCAUCGAAGCCUGUGUCAUGAUGCUGCUGGAGACUGGCAUGAGAGAGGAGGGCUUGUUCAGAAUUGCUGCUGGAGCCUCCAAGUUAAAAAAGCUGAAAGCUGCCCUGGACUGUUCCACGUCCCAGCUGGAUGAGUUUUACUCAGAUCCCCACGCUGUGGCAGGUGCCUUGAAAUCCUAUCUGAGGGAGCUGCCAGAGCCUCUCAUGACCUACAGCCUGUAUGAGGAGUGGACACAAGCUGCCAAUGUUCAGGACCAGGAUAGGAAGCUGCAGGACUUGUGGAGGAUUUGUAACAAAUUACCUGAGCAUUACCGAGUUAACUUCAGGUAUUUAAUCAAAUUUUUGGCCAAGCUUGCCCAGAACAGUGACGUUAACAAAAUGACGCCGAGCAACAUCGCCAUAGUCCUGGGCCCCAACUUGCUGUGGGCAAAGAAUGAAGGGUCCCUGGCUGAGAUGGCAGCAGCCACCUCGGUGCACGUGGUGGCAGUUAUUGAGCCCAUCAUCCAGCAUGCAGACUGGUUCUUCCCUGGAGAUGAAGAUUUCAACGUGUCUGGGGCCUUUGUGGCAGUUCCUGCUGUAAAUUCCAAUCACUUGUCACACACUGGGAAUGACUAUGAAUGUGGGACCCUGGAGAGGAAGAGGCCCCUGAGCAUGACUGUGAUGGAAGGGGAUUUGCUGAAGAAGGAAAGCCUGAGGAUGGCUCAGAGCACCUCCAAGGCCAAGGAGAGCACGAGUGCAGCCACUCCUCCCCCGGUGAGGAACGGGCAGGCAGCCCCAGCCCCAGCCCCAGCCCCGGGCCAGGCAGCGCCCAGCAGCUCCCAGCUCGCUGUCAGCCAGCCCCAGAACGCUGCUGGGCCCAGUCCCCACGCCCUGAGGAGAGCUAUGAAGAAGCCUGCACCAGCCCCCCCCAAGCCAGCCAACCCCCCCCCGGGGCAGCCAGGCAGCCAAAGCUCUUCCCCAGCUGCUCAGCCUCCUUCUGUCUCUCCCAAGCCCCCGGGCAGGA